UUGACACCUUCGUCCUUAGCAACCAUGUCUCAUUUCUUUAAGAUUUUGAAGGAUCCUUUCGAUACCACAACACACCGCCGCAACAACCGCGCGGCAGAGCAGAUCAAUGCCAACGAUGACUUCAUGGGCCAAGACAAGGAGCAAGAGGGGAAUACUUCACGUCCACUUCCUCAACAAGACAGGCGACCGCGUCUGAAUCCGUCAUCACCUUUGAUCACUGACCAAGGGGUACCGCACCCACUAGCCGCUCGAAAUCACAAUGCAUACUGGAACAGCGUGCUUUCAGAAAGAGACAACUCACAAUACGGCCACAAGAGCAAUAAUUGCCUACCAAAAUCUUAUCGCGGCAUUGUAAAACGCAUCAACCGUAGCAGCAGUCAAGACAGGGGCAAAGCAGUCAUAACCACAUCUCACCAUCAUCAGUCCACAAACUCAAAUAAUCUGCCUAUCACUUCGCACACCACCCAGGAAUCUCGAAAGAACAUGGAUACGAAGCCACCCCCAACAGCCCCUCCCAGCUCGCCCACGGAAGAGCCAAGGCCACUCUCAAACCUAGACCUCUACUCCCAUCCAAGCCCUGUCCCUCACCCAAAUCCUUCCCAUCCGCGACCCAGUACCCCAACAGCAAGCAUCCCCUUCUCCUCCACAUCCGCCCUCAUUCCUACUGACGCGCCGAUCCUUAUAUACGGCUCCCCAGGCCAUAGACGCCGUAUGUUGAUUAGGAAGUACACCCCGCCCCCUCUCUCACCUCAUAUCAUCCGCUUCCCCACGCCUUCAGCCUCGUUCACAAGCUCGCGAAGGUCUAGCGCUGCUAUCUCGGUUCACGAUCAGCACGAGAGGCAGAGAGAGAGCGGUGAGCGAGUAAACAGAGAAUACGAGGAGCGGGAAGAAGAUAUCACGACGUGGAAUGCGACACUCAAUGCGAUACUCGAGAGCGGGUUCAUUGAUGCUAAUCUCGUCCACGAUAUUCACUCCCGCGCGCGCAUGGCUACAAUCGUGAAUGAUGCCGUUGCUACACACUCUGCCUCUCUCCCAAUUUUAGAAACACAUAACAAUGCGGGGCAAGUGGAUAUGCGCCACGUAGGUGUCACUCCCAACUUCUCGUGGCCAAUGCCCAAGAUGGCCCUUCGAUCGCGUCGUCACCAGACCCCAACGGUGGAGUUGGCGAAGACAAUCUUGCUGCGUUCCGUGAAUUCGGGAAUGAGGAGAAGAGUAAAUAUUGGUUCGCAGAGAAUGGGAAUGGCGAUGGUAGCGAGAGUGAAGGAACGGAUAAUGGUGAGGGUCUGUAUAUCCGAGAUUUGA
Periconia digitata is the source of this 1302-nucleotide messenger RNA. The record is from the annotation of a GenBank genome assembly. NCBI's taxonomy places the organism in Eukaryota, Fungi, Ascomycota, Dothideomycetes, Pleosporales, Periconiaceae.